Molecule: messenger RNA, 675 nt
Organism: Drosophila ananassae
Lineage: Eukaryota; Metazoa; Arthropoda; Insecta; Diptera; Drosophilidae
Exons: 3
Coding region: 31-609 (192 amino acids)
Source: RefSeq, a predicted model, not a curated record
CCAUUAUGGGAAAAAUUCUAUUCGAGUAAAAUGCUAUCCUCCGAGUUGUAUGGAAAGUCCACCAGAAUUAUUAUUAUUCAGUUAAUAAUCCACUUGGCACAAGGAGCAAGAAAAUGGGACUAUGAACCCAUAUCGAUCACCGCCACCUCCUCGGAUGACAGUCAACUGGAGAUGACGGCCAAAAUAGAGAGGAUGGGACGCGGGGAAUUCGGAUUAACGGCUGUCAUAGACUGGAAAUAUGAUACAGAUGAAAAGACCAUGGUGGAAGCUUCAGCUUAUCGGAGUAGCUCGGGAGAUGAAAGCGAUUAUAAGCUACUGCCCUGGGCAAUUCCGAAACAGCCCUUCUAUGAAUACCUCAAUACCUACUACAAGGAUGUGAUUGUCAAGAAUCUGGGCCAUUGCUCCAAUCUUCCACAGUUUGAGGGAAAAUUCCAGCCCCCAUGGCCGAAGAAUAAGUAUAAAAUCGACAAGUGCCAGGUAGAUGGGGAUGGCCUGCCCGAAAUAGCACCUCCUGGCUACUACAAGAUCAUAUUUUGGACCUAUGGUCCGGAUCCCCAACCUAAGUGGGGUUUUACGGCAGUUUUUAAGCUGACCAAUAAAAUGUUUUAAAUGUCAGAAGGGGAUCAGGUUCAAGAUGAAAUAAAUCAGAAAUAUAUAAUUUUCAUACAGAAAAAU